This is a messenger RNA of Clavispora lusitaniae ATCC 42720, 597 nucleotides long. RefSeq names its product 60S ribosomal protein eL13 (gene RPL13). Gene Ontology annotation, cellular component: cytosolic large ribosomal subunit; ribosome. NCBI's taxonomy places the organism in Eukaryota, Fungi, Ascomycota, Pichiomycetes, Serinales, Metschnikowiaceae. Gene Ontology annotation, molecular function: RNA binding; structural constituent of ribosome. The record is from RefSeq and is a predicted model, not a curated record. Gene Ontology annotation, biological process: translation.
AUGGCUAUCUCCAAGAACUUACCAUUGUUGAAGAACCACUUCAGAAAGCACUGGCAAGAGCGUGUCAAGGUUCACUUUGACCAAGCCGGUAAGAAGGCUUCUAGAAGACAAGCUAGAUUGGAAAAGGCCGCCAAGGUUGCCCCAAGACCAGUCGAUGCUUUGAGACCAAUUGUCAGAUGCCCAACCAUCAAGUACAACAGAAGAGUUAGAGCUGGUAGAGGUUUCACUUUGGCUGAGAUCAAGGCUGCUGGUUUGUCCGCCAAGUACGCCAGAACCAUCGGUAUUGCUGUUGACCACAGAAGACAAAACAAGUCCCAAGAGACUUUUGACGCCAACGUCGCUAGAUUGAAGGAGUACCAAUCUAAGUUGGUCAUCUUCGACAAGAAGUCCAAGGCUGAUGCUGAACAGGUUUCUGUUGCUGCUGCUUUCCCAGUUGCUCAACCAGCUACUGAGUCUGCCCCAAGAGCCGUUGAGGUUCCAGAGCAAACCGCUUUCAAGACCUUGAGAGCCGCCAGAAACCAAAAGAAGUACAAGGGUAUCAGAGACAAGAGAUCCAGAGAGAAGGCCGAAGCUGAGGCUGACAAGAAGAAGAAAUAA